Molecule: messenger RNA, 4197 nt
Organism: Sipha flava (yellow sugarcane aphid)
Lineage: Eukaryota; Metazoa; Arthropoda; Insecta; Hemiptera; Aphididae
Exons: 13
Coding region: 575-4189 (1204 amino acids)
Molecular function (GO): UDP-glycosyltransferase activity
Source: RefSeq, a predicted model, not a curated record
CCGUCUAUAAUUAUAAAUUUCUCUAAAUAACCCGAUUGGAAUAGUUUUAAAAAAAUGCAUGUAAUAUCAUAUUGAAUUUUCGAACCGAAUAAAAGCUAUCAGGAAAAAAUACUAGUUAAUAAUGGAAGCAAUCCUUGUAGAAGAAAUCUUAUGUACAGUCUCAAUUUAAAAACUUAAUUGGUUUCAAUAUGUGGUAAUUUUUAGAUAUAACUCAAAAGUUAAAGAUUUAUUUACUUAUGAUAAUCGUCUUGUCUUGCUGAUUCUACCAUAAAAUAAAUUUGCGAAUAUUGUAACGAAAUAGUGCCACUCGUAUGGUGCAUAUAUCACGCGCCUGUGCGUGCGUAAGGUAUCGGUUGGUCGGCUGCUCGACACGGUGAAAUUGUUAAUAGAGCGCUCUGAUUUUCUACUCGUAAUGAGAAUGGAUGGUGGCCGUUUACCUACGACAUUUUCUGUCACUGGACAGAGUAUGUUUGAAAUGAACAAACCCUUCUGACAUUCAAGAAAUAAUUAUACACAUAUAGGGCAAAAACUAUAGAAUGAAGUUGAAGGAAGAGAAUGAGAAUAUAGGCUACAAAUGAUUCAGGCGCUAAUACCGAGCUACUACUCGCAACGGGCAGAAAUAGAGGCGGUGCGCGACGAUUGCGGCCUAGUCCGACCGUUGAGCUUAAGAGGUCAGGACGAGUACUGUUAUCACAGCGCAACACGAUUACCCGUAUUACUGCCCUGUAUAGUUGCCUCUCGUUCCGGAAUCACCAAGCUAGUGGUCACUACAGUACACGACGUCUGCUACAGCAAAGCCGAUCAACGGAGAACAUUUACAUCGCCAUCUAUCAGUUGUGCCAUCAACGUCAUCAUCAACACCCGACAGCAGCGUGAUCACAUGACUGCACUCGAUACGAUGUUCGACCGAUGUUGUUGGUUAGUAGUGUGUCUACUAGCGUUGGGAUAUCACCGCGCGGUUGAUGGCGCGCAAAUCCUGGCGCUGAUACCGUUUCCGGCCAAAAGCCACUGGAACGUGAUGGACGCCGUACUGCAGACGCUCGUGGGCCACGGACACAACGUGACGGCCAUAACGCCGUUCCUCAAGAAGGAACCGGUGGGCAACUACACGGAAGUGGACAUUUCGCACCUGAUGCCGUCAGGCAUGAGCGUGCCCUGGGACAAAGUCGUAGACGAAUCGUCGAAAGCCAACAACCUACCGUUCCUCUCCGGCCGCCACAAACUCACUUGCCGGAAACUGUUCGAGCACGAGCAGUUCUACCGAGUCAUCGAAUCCAACAAAUUCGACUUGUUCAUCACCGAGCUGCUGGCCUCGUCGUGCGACGCGUACGUGUCGUACCGCAUGGACGUGCCGCGGAUCGUCAUCACGUCCAGCCACGUGCACACGUGGUACCAUCACACGCUGGGCAGUCACAUGAACCCCUCGCACGUGGCCACGUUUCACGCGCCGUUCGCCGUGCCCGAGAGCUUCGCGCACCGGAUGGCCAACGCGUACGAUUAUCUGUUCGCCCACGCGGUGCUCAAAUGGGUGGACCGGCAAGCGACAGCCAUCGGCCGCAAGUACUUCGGGUCCAACGCGCCGAACGCCGACCGCCUGAUGCGGAACACGUCGCUGGUGUUCGUCAACGGCCAUCGCUCCGUCGACCUGGCCCGGCCGCUGCUGCCCAAUUUCGUAGACAUCGGAGGCGUGCACCUGGUGCAACCCAAACCGUUGGCCGACGAUAUCGAACAGUUUAUUAACGAUUCUCCAAACGGCGUUAUAUAUUUCACAUUCGGAUCUACGAUCAAAAUGGAUACUGCACCAAUACGUUUGCAAAAAUCGUUCGUAGAAGCAUUAAGUGAAUUUCCCCAAAGAGUUUUAUGGAAGUAUGAAAGUACAAUCAUAGGUGACUUACCAAAAAACGUAAUGAUAAGAAAAUGGUUUCCUCAAAGAGAUAUAUUAGAUCACAAGAAUGUGAAGCUAUUUAUAUCUCAUGGUGGUAUAUCCGGAAUAUAUGAAGCUAUCGAUAGUGGAGUCCCUGUACUUGGUAUUCCUCUGAUUUUUGAUCAACCACACAAUAUUGCCAAUUUAGUUCAUUGGGGUGCUGGUGAAAUGUUAGAUCAUCAAACGCUCACCAAAGAUAUUUUAGUGAAUGCUACUAAGCAUAUGAUAACUAACUAUUCUAAGUAUAAGUUCAACAUGAUGGAACUUUCAAGAAGAUUCAAGGAUCGACCGAAAACGCCAAAAGAAGAAAUAAUAUAUUGGACAGAAUAUGUCAUUAAACACAAAGGUGCUCAUCAUUUAAAAUCAGCUGCUCUCAAGCUAACUUGGUAUCAAUAUUUUAUAAUCGAUGUUUUAUUAUAUGUAUUAUCGGUUAUAUUACUUAUUUUCUAUGUAAUUUAUUGGUUAAAAAAAGCUAUCAAUAAUCAAAGAAGUUCCAAAAGAAUAUGCGAUUUAUCGGAAGUUCAAUGGUCGUAUAGACUUAAGUUUCAGCGUCUAGGCAUAAUUCAUGAUAAUAUUUUAACAAUAAAGGUUUUGCCAGAUUCAGUGCAUUAUAACGAUUCAUUUGAACAAAAAGGUAUUAAUUACACGGUAAAAACAAAAACUAAUACAUCAUUGUUGCAUCGCGUGAACGUGGUCGGUGCAUUUGAUCGUAUUAUAAUGAAAAUUACCGGAAAAGUAAUUAUUAUAAACAUAAUAUAUCUUUUAUCAACCGUUAUCCAUGGAGCACAAAUAUUUGCUGUCGUGCCGAUGGUCGGUACGAGUCAUUGGAACGUAAUGGAUGCUGUGCUACAAACACUCGUGUCUGCCGGUCAUAAUGUAACCGCUGUAACUUCGUAUGCGAAAAAAGAAAGAAUCGCCAACUAUACGCAGAUCAAUCCGCUGUCUCGGCAAGACUACACUUCAACAAUAUCGAUACCACAACCCUUUAAAAACUGCGCCGGGUUCAACGGUGUUGAGUAUCUAAUCAAGACGCAUCAGAAAACAUGUGAGACCAUUUACAAGUCUAAAGACUUUUGGACAGCGCUCAAGUCCAAUAAAUACGAUCUUUUCGUUACGCAGCUGUUGGGCUCCGGUUGCGAUGCGUACAUAGCGCACGAACUGCAAGUUCCAAUGAUCGCGAUCACCACUUCUGCCAUGCCCACGUGGUACGAUGGUUUGUUGGGCAAUCCAUUUAUUACGUCCAGCACUUCUACGAUAUAUGCUCCGACGGCAAGACCUAGAACUUUUUGGGACCGUUUGUUAAACAGUUACGAUUACGUCUACACGAACGUUCAGAGAAUGUGGUACGACCGUAACGCAACGAUCAUCGGAAGAACAUACUUUGGUAAGGACGUUCCGGACGCCGACAUGCUGAUGAAAAAAAUUUCACUCGUCUUCGUUAACAGUCAUUUUACUUUUGACUUGCCAAGACCGUGGUCACCGAAUUUAAUCGAAAUUGGAGGAAUACAUAUAACCCAUCCCAAAACAUUGCCGGAGGAAAUACAAAAUUUUAUGGAUGAUGCUCCAGAUGGAGUGAUAUAUUUUUCUUUUGGCUCUAUUGUGAAAAUGGAUUCGAUUCCAGCAAGACUACAAAAUGCCUUAAAAGAAGCAUUUUCUGAACUACCUCAGCGAAUUUUAUGGAGAUAUAACAGUGAUGUAAUGGAAAAUCAACCAAAGAACGUUAUGAUAAAAAAGUGGUUUCCACAACGAGACAUACUAGCUCAUCCGAAAUUGAAAUUAAUUAUCUACCAUGGUGGGUUGUCUAGUAUGAAUGAAGCAAUUGCCAAUAAAGUGCCUAUACUAGGCAUUCCAUUAUUCGCCGAUCAAUUCAGAAACAUAGCAAAUGCAGUUUAUUUAGGAAUGGGCUUAAGUCUGAAUCAUAAAACACUGGAUAAACAAUCAGUUCUGGUUGCCAUUAAAGAAAUAAUCAAUAACGAAAAGUACAAAAGAAAUGUUCAAAAGUUGUAUAAAUUAUUCAAAGAUCAGCCAAUGUCACCUAAACUAUUAGUCACUUAUUGGACGAAUUAUGUAAUUAAUCAUAAAGGAGCUAAACAUUUGAGAUCACCAGCAAUCGAUUUUUCUUGGUAUGAGUAUCAUCAAUUGGACAUUGUACUGUUCGUAUUAUCAAUAACAAUAAGCUUAUUAGUUAUGAUUCUGUAUGUUACAAUAGUGAUUAAAAAUAAUAUUACUAGAUUUGUACACGUAAAAAAAGUUAAAGCCAAGUAAAGUUUAAU